UUAAAACUUAGUUGCUAUAUUUCAAAAAGUGAAAAUCCAGACACAAAAGUUGUUGAGUGAUUUUUUUUUAAAAAAGGAAUUCGCCAAAAUCUACACUUUUGGCACGGGCUGCCAUAUGUCCAGAUUUUCCUGGAGAUUUCAGUGAUUUCCGCCUGGGCAAUGUUUCUGACAACCGUCUAUGUCUGGGAAAUUCCGGACGUAUGGCAGCUCUAUAAAUGUUUGGACAUAAACUGAGUGAAUGUCUAGCAGCUACCAGCCACAGAUACAGCCUUUGGGGUGUGUGUGUAAAGAGUGGGUGGUUGCUGUGCAGCUUCAGGUGGCCUGGACUGAAACUAUCGUAGUUCUCUGGUGCUAGUUUAGUUGCAGGAGCCCCCAGGCUCAGUUCCCAGGGGAUGUAAAAAGCAACAUCAAAAAGAAAGUUCUGCUGGAUCAGACCAAAGGCCUCCUUAGUCUCAGCCUCUGGCUUGCCCCAACAGCCAGCCUGUUUUUAGAAUUCUAGAAGGUGGUGCUGGGAGACAACUGCUCUGCUCCACGGCCUUUGCCCUUAGUUAUGUGGCUGCUAGAUUUUGCACCAGUUGAAGCUUCCAAGUCGUCUUCAAGGGCAAGCCCCACAUAGAGCAUGUUGAAUAACCACCCUUUUGUGUGUCCUGAACGUUCCAGCGUUCAGCUUCCUUGGAUGGCCCCAAAUGUUACUAUUAACAUUGUGGCAAUAGAUUUAUGGAAGCCUUUGCCAUGGAAGGUGUUCUAUGUCUUAUAAAGGGUCGCUGAGGACAUUUUCUUAGAAGCAAGUUUCUCGGAUGGUACAUUUCCAGACGUGUUGUAUUCCAGACUGAUGGCGUCGGGCACAGCGAGCCGCUCUGAAGACGAAGAGUCUCUGGCAGGGCAAAAAAGGAGCUCCUCACAGGUGUCGGGUGCCAUUCCAAAACGGCGCAGUUCUUCCAGGUUCAUCAAGCGGAAGAAGUUUGAUGAUGAACUGGUAGAGAGCAGCCUUGCCAAAUCAUCCAGCCGGGCCAAGGGCCCCAGCGGGGUGGAGCCAGGGCGCUGCUCUGGGAGUGAACCCUCUUCCAGUGAGAAGAAGAAGGUGUCCAAAUCCGUCUCUGCACCUGUCACUCCAAGCCCAGCUCCAAACCCCAGCCUCACCAAGCGGAUGAAGAAGAGCAAGCAGCCCUUGCAGGUCACCAAGGAUUUGGGCCGCUGGAAACCCACUGAUGAUUUGUUGCUGAUCAACGCUGUGCUUCAGACCAAUGACUUGACCUCUGUGCACCUGGGAGUGAAGUUCAGCUGCCGUUUUAAUCUGCGGGAGAUCCAGGAGAGGUGGUACGCUCUGCUCUAUGACCCCGUGAUUUCCAAGCUGUCAUGCCAGGCCAUGCGGCAGCUGCAUCCGGAAGCCAUAGCCUCUAUGCAGAGUAAAGUGCUCUUCAGCAAAGCAGAGGAGCAGCUACUAAGCAAAGUAGGAUCGACCAGCCAACCCACCCUGGACACCUUCCAGGACCUCCUGCACAAGCACCCCGAGGUUUUCUACCCCUCCCGCACUGCCAAGGUCCUACAGACGCAUUGGCAACUCAUGAAGCAGUACUACCUCUUGGAUGAUCAAACAGUGCAGCCACUGCCCAAAGGGGACCAGGUGCUCAACUUCUCCGAUGCCGAAGACAUGAUAGAUGACAGCAAACUAAAGGAUGUCCGAGACGAGGUGUUGGAGCAUGAACUGACGGUGGCAGACCGGAGACAGAAGCGUGAAAUCCGUCAACUGGAGCAAGAGCUCCACAAGUGGCAGGUGCUGGUGGACAGCAUAACAGGAAUGAGUUCCCCUGAUUUUGAUAACCAGACAUUGGCUGUGCUGCGUGGAAGAAUGGUGCGUUAUCUCAUGCGCUCCCGGGAGAUCACGCUUGGCAGAGCCACCAAAGACAAUCAGAUUGAUGUGGAUCUAGCGCUCGAGGGGCCAGCCUGGAAAAUAUCCCGCAAGCAAGGUGUCAUCAAACUGAAGAACAAUGGCGACUUUUUCCUGGCAAACGAAGGCCGGCGGCCCAUUUAUGUGGAUGGGCGCCCAGUGCUUUGUGGCAGCAAAUGGAAGCUCAGCAACAACUCAGUGGUGGAGAUUGCUAGCUUGCGCUUUGUCUUCCUCAUCAACCAAGACCUGAUUGCGCUUAUUAAGGCAGAGGCUGCCAAAAUCGCCCAGCCCUGAGGCUUGAAUCAAACCCAAAGCUCCAGUGGACCUGUGUGUGGCUGCCCGCCCCUGCCCCGGACUCCUUUCGCCAGCAGGGACCACUAUGCUUUAUGAUGAAGAUGCAGCUCCAUAGAGCCUGCCCUCCCCUAGGCUAGGACUGAAACUUCUUGGGGGCCUUUUCCUAUGCAGCUGAGGACAACGGCGAGCUCUGCUUCAUCAGUCAGCGGAUCUAUGUAAAAGAAAGGUAUGAGCCAGGCCUUAAACCGGCACCCUCUUUGGGUGUUCUUGGCCGUGUGAGGCAUUUGCUGGCUAGGGUUGUGCGGCUGUUGCGCUCGAUUCUCUUUGGGACAGAGUGAUGAAAACCAGAUUAAGGGCUGGGGGAGUAAGUGUCAAACGAGCUAAUAAAUAGUUGCAAAUCUCA
Zootoca vivipara (common lizard) is the source of this 2585-nucleotide messenger RNA. RefSeq names its product microspherule protein 1 (gene MCRS1). The record is from RefSeq and is a predicted model, not a curated record. NCBI's taxonomy places the organism in Eukaryota, Metazoa, Chordata, Lepidosauria, Squamata, Lacertidae. Gene Ontology annotation, cellular component: NSL complex; MLL1 complex; Ino80 complex. Gene Ontology annotation, molecular function: G-quadruplex RNA binding; protein binding. Gene Ontology annotation, biological process: positive regulation of transcription by RNA polymerase II.